CGGGGCGUGGCUAAGCCGUUGAGCCAAUCAGCGUCGCAUGUUUCGGUGUCGUAGGCGAAACGAGCAAGUUAGGCUGCGAGAUACAAAACCCUCUGCUCGGCUCCCAGUCGGGAGGGGAAAGAGGGAGUGAGCGAGGAAGAUGGCGGCUCUUAGUGAGGAGGGGAGGUACGGGCUGUCCUGCGAGAGGGGGACCCAGGACCAGAUCACCGUGCUUCACGUUAAACUCACUGAGACCGCCUUCAGAGCCCUGGAGAACUACCAGAACACUAAGAAUUCUGUACCUGCACGACCAUCCAUUCAAUUUCAGGGACUCCAAGGAAACAUCAAGAUUCCAAAAUCAGACUGCCUCAAUGAAAUGCACAACUUUAAUUUCUAUCUAUCGAAUGUAGGAAAAGAUAACCCCCAAGGCAGCUUUGAUUGUAUCCAGCAAACAGUGUCAAGCACUGGUGUAUCAAAAUUGAAUUGUCUGGGAUUCAUCCAAGAUAAAAUAACAGUAUGUGCCACUAAUGACUCCUACCAGCUUACAAGAGACCGCAUGACCCAGGCAGAAGAGGAAACUCGAAGCCGAAGUACAAAGGUUAUAAAACCUGGCGGCCCAUUUGUAGGGAAGAGGGUCCAGAUUCGUAAACCAGCAAAUAGUAUUUUAGAUACAGCACCAGAAAGGAAAAGGUCCACGCCCAUUAAUCCAGCAAACACCAUUCGAAAGACAAAUGUCAGCAACAGUAUUGCACAGCGGCCGUAUAGGGAAAGGGUGAUUCAUCUGCUGGCACUGAAGCCAUAUAAAAAACCAGAGAUACUUGCUCGUUUACAUAAAGAUGGUGUUAAUCAAAAAGACAAGAACUCUCUUGGUGUUAUCCUGCCACAGGUUGCCAACUUGAACCCCAAGGACAAUUCAUAUACUCUUAAAGACUUUGUUUACAAGGAAAUUCAGAGGGAUUGGCCUGGAUACUUCGAGUCUGACAAACAGUUAUUAGACAAAGUCCUUUCCAGAAAACUUAAUCAGUCUCAGAAUGCUACCAGCUCCAGUCAAUCAGACUCUCCGCCUUUAAGUGCUGCAUCUACAUCUCCUUCCCAGAAACGUCUUCUGGAUACUGAAUUCAUUGAUCCAUUAAUGAAUAAGAAACCAAGGAUAUCUCAUCUUACAAAUAGGGUGCAGCCAACUUUAAAUGGACAUUUAGGUUUAACCAAUGACAAACCAGCACCCCCACCUCCUCCCCCGCCUGCUGCUGCCACCCCAGCACUUCCUCCACUUCCACCCGCACGCCUUCCAGUUUCAAAUCCACAAACUAUGAACUCUAACUCAAACUCUCCCAGUACUCCUGAGGGUAGGGGGACGCAGGAUCUGCCAAUGGACAGUUUUGGUCAAAAUGGCAGCACCUACGAGGACCAGCAAGAUAAAUUUACCUCUAGGACUACUCUGGAUAACUCUAUAUCAACGCCGGUAAAGUUGGGGAACUCUGAUCCCACGGACAAUAAAAAUGGCACAUUGCACAAAAAGGCAAAGAAACCCAAAAAACACAAGGACAAGGACCGCAAAAAACUGGAUACUGAACCUAUGGAAGAAAAGCCAGCUCACAUGAAAAAAGAGGAAAUAGUAAAGGUGGAAAAGAGCCCCAAGCCAGAGGAAAAGAAAGAUGUUCAAGAAACCUGCACAGCAUCAGAUCCUUCAUCUACAACAGAAUUACCAGAUUACAUUAUAAAAUACACUGUUAUUGUGUCCAAAGAACAGAGGCAAAGUUACAAAGAGGACUUCAACUCUGAAUAUGAUGAAUAUCGCAGCUUACAUGCCAGAGUAGAGAAUAUCACUAGGAAAUUUAUGCAGCUGGAUGCACAGAGGAAGCGCCUUUCCCCGGGAUCUAAGGAAUACCAGGUUGUACAUGAAGAGGUUAUAAAAGAGUACAAGAAAUUUAAAGAGGCAAGUCCAAACUAUUAUGAAGAAAAAUACAGAUGUGAAUACCUGCACAACAAGCUUGCCCACAUCAAAAGACUAAUAGGAGAUUUUGACCAACGACGGGUAGAGUCCUGGCACUAAAGCUCUUCUAAGACAAGAUGUGAAUACUUAACGCUAUUUAUUUAAAAUUCCAGAUGUGUUACGCUAGGAUAAAGCAAAGAAACUUUCAGGAGUUUCAGUAUUAGACUUUUUUUUUUUUUUUCUUCUCCCUCCUGGUGCCCAUCUUUACCUUUAUCCUGCUUAUUUAAAAGCUGCUUUCUCCUUUCUUGUCCUUUUGGACUCUCAUUUAUCUGUGGAAAUCAGUAUAGGUACUGGAAGUCCAUACUCGAAGUGCCUAUACUCGAUAAACUGCGCAUUCUAAGUUUUAUGUAGCAUAACGAUGUGCUUUUUGGAUAAAUGUCUGUCUUCUGACCUUUCUUAAAUGCAAACCCUUCGCCUUACAUGGGAGAAGGUUAAAAAAAAAUUUGCACAAAAAAUCUAUUUAAAAAUAAAAAACAAAAAAUAAAAUAAAAAUCAAGCGUUAAGAGACAGAAAAUAUUAUAUGAAAAAAAAAACCUCUGUCCUUAACUUAAACUUUCAAAUGAUACCCCCUACUUCAAUGGAUGCCUUAAGGUGUUUGCCUGUUUAUAUUUAGUGUAGUUCAGUAUUGGCUACACCGCUUCCCCUUUUACUAAGCAACGGGAAGCACACUGUGGCCUAUCAGCGUCUAGGAGUGUGCUUGUAUGUGUGCAAGGACUGCGUGGGUGUGAGCAUGCAUGAUGAAAUCACAAAGCUGCUAUGUACUAGGCCAAACGCUCAGGUUUUAAACAACUGACGAGUGUUAUUGUAGGGUUUUUCCUAUGACUUUGCUACUUGUGGAAAACAUAAGCAUUUCCAUUUCAAGAAUUUGUCAGCAUUGACAUCAAGGACUGAAGAGGGUCAGUGUGGGAGCUGGUAUCAAACCAAGCCGAUCCCUUUCAGUAGAGAAGGGGGUUUACUUCUUGUGAAGAGGUUUAACCAAGAAACAUUUUUGGGUGACAAAUUAAGAAAUGUAACCAUGUAGGUAACUUAUUUAUAUACGGAUAUAAAGUAUUUUUGAAAAAAAGAUUAUGCAAAGAAGCUAUUUACCUACAUGUAUAUUUAAAGAUUUUUUUUUUUCCUCCUGCGAACCAGGAGCUUAACUAAAAUACAGAUAUAUUUAACUUUAAGAUAUACUGUGAUCAUCAGACGGCACAAAGUUGCAUUUCAUGCAAUGUACCAGUUUACUUUAAUUAAAACUAAUUUUUUUUUCUUUUCCAUGUGGGAACAAAAAUAUAUUUUUUUUUUCUUUGGAUUUUCUUUGCGUUCUGGGUAAAUUAAAAUCCAUUUUUUCCCUCUUAUCGAAAGUGCUGCCAAUGAAAAAGGGACACAUAAUGUUUACAGAUGUGAUUAUUGGAAUGUUUGCCAAAAAAAAGCUUGUCAGUAUCUGUAAUAAACGUUGCCUCCAGCAUCAAACAUGCUUGCUCUUGUGUCUCUGUAAACCAGAAUGUUUGUGCAGAUGAAGAAUCCUAAAUUAGGAUCAUGUGAUGGUUGUCACGUGUCUUGUGUGCCAUCAGUGGGGUCUGCUGGUGCAUGAGGGACAGCAUUGUGCAGCUCUUCAUUGGUUACAAACCAGACUUAUGGGGCAAUAAAACAUUUCAUAUAUAACUUAUCCACAUACCAAAACUUCACAAAUCCUGACUACAUUUCAGAAUUUGUAUAUGCUGCAUUUUGAGAAGUGGGGGAGGUGUGAGAGGUUACUCUUCAGCCGGUAUUUUGUGGCCUUAGGAUAAUUGACAUAGAAUAAAACGGCUUAUAAAAUUUCUCUGCCAUCAGCAAAAAAUGGGUUCUCACACCAACACUACAUUGCUUGAAGGUAACUUGUCGCAUUGAAAAUAAAACCAAGAAACAGAGAAUGUCAACAGGCAGGAGGAGCGGAGUAUAUUAAUAUAGUUUUGUGGAAGAAUAUUGUGUUUUAAAUCUAUUUACAUCCCUGCUGUUUCUCACCUUAAACAAUGACUGACUGCCUACCUUGUAUGAGUUUACAUACAGAGCUGUUUUUCUAAUAAAAAAACGGUUAAAAAAAAAAUUUGGGAAUUGUAUGUAAACUCACGAGGAUAGCUGUCAGACACAAAUUAGGACCACCCACUAGACUCCCAAGAUCACAAAGAUCAAGGGUGUAGAUCAAUAAACUGCCUUGUUCAAGUUUACAUACAGAGCUGUCAGACACUUGUUUGUACCACCCACUGGACCCCUAAGAUUAAAAUGAGCAGGGAUGUAAAUCUAGAAGUUUUUAGGAAGAUUCGAAUAUAAUUUAUAGAAUUACUGCUCCAAUUUUUCUGACUUGAGUCUUGUGGGUGAUCUUAGUCAGUGAUUGAUCUUUGUACCUAAUCUCAGAGAGGUAUCAAAAUUUUUUUCUCACAAAAGUAAACUUUGCAACUUAUUGACUUGCGUUCUUGCUUUUUAUGAUCUUAGGGGUCCAGUGGGGGUUUAAAUUAGUCCGUCUCUCUUGUGCGUUUAUUUAUGAAGAUGGAAGUCAAUCACUGUUUAGAACUGCCCACUGGACCUCCACGGUCAGAAAGAGCAGGGAGUCUUCCUUGUGUGCGAUAACAUACAAAAAUGACUCAGACGAAGACCGCCCACUGGACCCCUGAUAUCACAAAGAGCAAGGUUGUAAAUAAAAAAAUUGUUUUCUGGAAAGAGUAAUGCUUGAUUUUUUUGCUAUGUCUUUGCUCCUUCUGACCUUGGAGGUCCAGUGGGCAGUCUAAACAGGUAAAUCAAUAACAAGUUAUGAAUCUCUCCCCACAAAACUAUGGAUGUACUAUCCUCCUUCUCCUCUAAAACAUGCCGCAUUCUAAAAGAUCUGCAUUUUCAAUGUGACCGGUUCGCUUUAAGUUGAAACCUAACACACAGAGAUGUUGUUCGAGGAGUGUUCAGCCAACAACCACAUCUGACUGCCCAUUAUAAAUGCAGGGGUUCUGUAAGAUUUAGUAAAGUGGAGAGGACACAACCCUGCCAGGCACUUCUAAUGGCAGCUUAUCCCUGGCACAACAGAUGCUCAGAAAUGUUUGGUUACAACAUGUCUGCUAGUUCCCCUCUGACAUUGCUGUUGGGCAACAGUUGUCAGACCCUAUAUACAUUACAUUCGGUUAGGUUAACUGUCUGCUCAAAUUGCUAUUAUAAUGGCUGUAUAGAUUAUCCUUAUGUUUCCAUGACCAAUUUUAGUGUGACGGAACCUUAUCUGGCUCAGUGCAAGGUUUUCUCAGACAUUUUCACUAGUGUCUUGCGCAUUCUUUUCUUCUCACCUCCCCCUUUCUCCAAAUACAGUUUUAAAAUCCUAGUCCUUACACACAUUGUCCUGAAGAUGUUGAAUUGGCUGAAUGCACACACCUAUGUGCAAUGCCACAUUUUUAAUAAUUUUUUGGCACAGACUUUCUGGUUUACAAGAUGUAUUAAUGCUGGAAAACACAUUUUUGAACCAAAAUCCUUGAAUUAAUAUCCAUGUUCAUUAAGCCGAAUCCCUGUAUUUACCUUUGUAGUAAAGCUGCCUUCAUUAUGAUAGUCAUAUUGUGGGUGGAAACAAUAUUAAGAAUGCAUUCCAAACUUCAUUCAUAAAUGAUGCAUCAAGGCAUGGCAAUGGCACGUGUUUUAGCUAGCUGUUAAGGGAAUGAAUUCUGCAUUCUUGUGAUACAUAUUGGUGCAGCAGAUAGACAUCUAUAGUAGUCAAGUCUACUUCCAGCUCUUGUAUAGUGCAGUACUGACUGGUUGAUCUGGGAAACUGUCCUAUCCCUUGCAUUAGUUUCAAUAAGUUAAGCCGAACAUCUUCUGUCUGCAUUGUAAAGUUUUAGGGCUAGUUUUGCAUUUUGUCAGAUGUAGACCCUGCAGAGACUUUGCAACUAGUUCUGUGCUGCUGUCAGUUGAAGACCAUUUCACAAUUCAACACUCUGUGGAUGAGGAAACUGCUUGCAAACUCUUAUUUAGGCAACUUUCACACCUGUCUAAUAGAUGUGACUGACUAAUGGCAUCAUAAAUCACCAAAGCUUUUAGUUUGGGUCUCUAGACCAUCAGUUGGUCUAAGACAUGUUAUGCGAGUCCAUGUUAUGCCAAUGUAAAAGCGGUCAUAGGUUUAGGCUAUGGCUCCACAGUUAGUUACCUGCAAUUCAGCAUUCUUGCACCAGUCACAAAAAAGAAAAACCUUGAACUGUAGCAGGAAUGGCACAACUUUUGUGACUGGUGGGCAGCGCUAUGGUGCCCUAGCCUUAUAAAUCAGGCAAUGUCAUGUUACCUACCUAGCCUUACACUAGAACACAUUUACUGCUUUUGUUCCCCACAAUAAUAUACCUUAUAUUUCACAUUCCUUCUUGGAACAAACAACCCUGUUAAUCUAAGACCUUUUCAGUAUUGAUAUUGACUUAUAACCAAAAUGAAAGCUUUCAUGUCUGUCUAGGGUUCCUUAAACAUGGUCUUCAAGUAGACUACAGACACUUGUUACUUAAUGCAUUGUUUAAUUCAGCUGUUAUGUGAGGCCCAACCAGAUUGACAUAUUGUAAAUGAGAUUAAUGUAUACACCUCUCACAACUCAUUGCCACUGACUUGAAAAUGGGUGAUCUUAUCAAGUCCCCAAUUGUCUUGUAGUUGAACUGUUUACUGUUCUCACUUAUGUUUAUGUACCACCUUGUCAUGAAGGGGACUUGUCUUUUUGUGUUUUGUAAAUUAUUGUUCCUUUUGUAUGUUGUAUGAGGAGAAAAUGUAACUGGAAGGAUUCAGAUCCUGUUGUGUUCACUUCUGAUCAUUGUGAAUAAGAACCUUCAAACAUGCAAUGAAUAGUAUUGUCACAAAGGUUUGUAAUAUGCAGCAUUCCUCCAAACAGGAAUCUGGUACGCCAUUCACAGACAAAUGUAUCACAUGUAUGUUAGCUUCUCAUUCCGUUCCGAGGGGCUGCCUUGCCAAAGCAGAGCUAGAACCAGGUGAUUACAUUUACAGAAGUCAGUUCUCAGUACCCCUGUUCCCUUUAAACACAGCCUAAGAAGAGUAUUGAAAACCAUUUCUAAUGAAUGAAGGAUUCCUUUCCUGUGCUCUUUGUUGGGCGCCUGUUUCCUUGAAUGUCCAUCUUUUAACUUUCUCUCCAGAGCAUACAGGGCUACUAAGUGACACUAUGCGUUAAACAAUACAAAAGAGUAACCGAAGUUUACGAUGGCUGUUGACCCUGCACAAAAAAUGAACUUUCUCAAAUGUUCCAGAUAUUCUGUGUUCAAAUCUCAAUGGUAAAAUGGAUUUGGGGUAUUUUUAGCUAAUUUUUGAGCCAAUAUUACCCCUCUGUGUUAAAAGAAAAUCAGUUGUUUAAUAAAAUGUUAACUUUGAGCAUCAUGAAA
Molecule: messenger RNA, 7320 nt
Organism: Hyla sarda
Lineage: Eukaryota; Metazoa; Chordata; Amphibia; Anura; Hylidae
Gene: ELL2
Product: elongation factor for RNA polymerase II 2
Exons: 12
Coding region: 140-2032 (630 amino acids)
Biological process (GO): snRNA transcription by RNA polymerase II; transcription elongation by RNA polymerase II; positive regulation of transcription elongation by RNA polymerase II
Cellular component (GO): transcription elongation factor complex
Molecular function (GO): cis-regulatory region sequence-specific DNA binding
Source: RefSeq, a predicted model, not a curated record